AUGGGGGUUUCUAGUCAUCUGGUCAAUCUAAUCUGGGAGAUGAUCUCCACUGUUGAUUUUAGAAUUCUCUUAGAAGGGAGGAAAAUUGGUUAUGUUUGUCCAGGGAGAGGGCUUUGCCAAGGAGAUCAUAUUUCUCCCUAUCUUUUUAUCUUUGUUUUAGAAGCUUUUCAUUCCAUGAUUCAAAGGAAAAUUAGUGAGGCUUCUAUCACUGAGACUCUUGUGCUUAGAAACAUUAUUGAUACUUUUGAUGAGGUCUCGGGCCAGACUUUGAACUAUUUCAAAUCCACCCUGACCUUUAGUAAAAAUGUUGCUAGUGAUGUUAAAGGGGUUAUUUAUGGGAUUAUAGGUAUGAGAGAGGGGAAUAUUAGUAGGAACUACUUAGGCUUACCUUCCUUGAUGGGUAGAAACAAGAGGGAGAUUUUGAGUUUCAUUAAGGAAAAGAUUUUGGGUAGAAUUAAGAGCUGGACAAACAGAUUUCUUUCAAGAGCGGGAAAGGAGAUACUCCUUAAAAAUGUCAUUCAAUCCAUGCCUAAUUAUGUCAUGAUUGUGUUUUUAAUUCCUGUAGAGAUGGGUAGAAAGAUAGAGCAUGCUAUGAAUGGUUUUUUGUGGGGUUACGACUUACGAGGGCUAAAGGAGUAG
Molecule: messenger RNA, 639 nt
Organism: Ipomoea triloba (trilobed morning glory)
Lineage: Eukaryota; Viridiplantae; Streptophyta; Magnoliopsida; Solanales; Convolvulaceae
Exons: 2
Coding region: 1-639 (212 amino acids)
Source: RefSeq, a predicted model, not a curated record